GGAUGCAUUUUUUACAUCUCGAGCGUUUUUUUAUCCACAUCGGACACAUCUGUCCCAUUACAUUUACGUAUACUGAAUCACGUGAUCAAAGAUUUUUUACAUCUCAGAUGCAUCCGAUGUGGAUUCUCAAACGCGGCAAUUUAUAACCUGUCAAUACACAUUUGCAGCAUUUGACAGGACGUUAAAAAGUUACUAAAUAUACAUUAUGUUGAGUCUGCUUCUUCGUUCUAUUUUAUUUUGACAGUUCACUUAGUUUUGUUAUGACAGUUUGACACUUUUGACAGUACUGUAAAUAAUAACAGUAAAUAUUUUUGUUUUUUUUUUCGUUCUUUAGGAAGGUUUUAUUUAUUAAGUCAAUUUAUAUAGUCGUUUUAUUUAUUAAGUCAUAAAUUGUAAAGUCGUACUAUUCUUUUACAUUUAUUUAAAAAAUUAAAUGGAAUCUCAAAGUCUUUUAGGAUCUCACAAUUCAACGUUAAAUAGCAGCGGUAGUACGGCUACAGUAACAGACGAGGAAUGGACUGAAGACUCUAGUAGUAGCUCUUAUUCUGAUUCGGAUAGUACAAUUCCAGAAUGGGAACCUUAUGUAGAUGAUUUUACAGGAGAGCUACUUUAUAUUGAAUGCCACCCUUUUGUAGUACAAAAUAAAGAUACAAAAAAUAAAACUGCAUUACCAGAACCAUUAACAAGAAAUAAUUUAAGACGUAGUACAAGGGGAAAAUUUUUAAAACUUUUGAGACGAAGGGAUAGCAAAAGAAAGAGCAAAAAGAAUCAAAAAUCUGUAGAUAUAAAUGAAACCAAUACUUCUAAGGUGAAAUUUCAGGAGCUUCAUGAAGGUGAAGAAAAAGAUGUUAUGCUAGAAAUAGAUGCAGAAAACAGACAUAAUUUAAGUAGUGAUAAGUCACUAGCAGAAUCAUUACUAGGGCUGAUAGUGAGCACAUUAUCAGAUGGAAAUAGAGUAAUGAUAGCAGGAUUCUCCUACGAUAGUAAAGCUAGACAAGAAAGAAACAUAAAAAUUGGAGAUUGGUUGAAAACCAUAAACAACAUAGAAGUAAACGUACAGAAUUUGGAUGACAUUCUUCAAAAAUUUAUAAACAGAGAUGAUGUUCUUCUCAAGUUACAAAGAGUUGCUGGAAUCGAGGUUACAAAAGACCCUCCGAUAAAUGAACUUAACAUCGAAUCGGAUUUUGUAAGAGAACUACUGAAUUCAAAAUUGGACGAAGAACAGAGUUUAUCUCAAAUUCUGUGUAAUCACCCUGUAGGGGUUGUAUAUAUCGAUACAGAAAGUUUAAAGGAAAGUAAUCAAAACUGUGAAGAUGUUAUUUAUUGUUUUCCAAAACCUUUUCAAAAGAAUACUCUCGUUACAUCUCGAGGAAUGUUUAUUACAAUAAACCAUUUGUUAUUUGAUCUAACUAAAAGUAGACCAAAAGUAUCCACCAUAAAAUGCAAUGGGCAGAGGGCUAAUGUCGUCUUUACAAAUAUCGAUAAAAAAUUGUUCCUUUUAAUGCUUCCUGAAAACAAAAUUACCCAAAAAGAAAUUUUGUUAUUAAAUAAUGAAAUAAUAAGAUUGUUGAAAUUUUCUUAUGAACAUUUAGACAAAUGUUUUACUUCGGAAAAGUACCUGCAACAAGUUGAUAAUUUAUUUUUUAAACUAUUUGCGAGAACUUUAAGUAAUGGACUGUGGAGCACUACUGAACAAUUUGGAGCGAUGGAUAAUUCCGAUGCAAAAAAUAAUUCACCACAAUUCGAGCAUGCUAUGCCUGUGGCUCCUAGUUUAUGUUUACCAUAUGAAGCUCAAGUACAAAUAGAUGAUGCAUUGUCGGAAUUAGAAGCUAGCGAUUAUAGAGAUUGGAAUGAAGAACCGUUAGAUUGCCAGAGGCUUUUUACAGUUUUGGGAAGUGCUCUAUUCCAUGCAGGUUACCUUUUGGCAACCCAUUUUAUACAAGACGAUCUGGUAGAUGUGUAUUGUUUUUGUAAACAACAAGGACUAUUUCAUUUAUCUAAAACGGAACCUGUCAAGUCAUUGGUAUUAUGGAAGGAAGUAUUUCCUUCUUCUUGCAACGUAUCACAGAACACGACUAUCAAAAUACCUGAUGGAAAAAGAUAUUUGCUUGUGGUUGAAAGUGGCAAGGAUAUUUUGGCGGUGAUAAUGGAAGCAGCAGGCUGUACUGAACCACCGGAGGAGAAUUUGGGACCAGAUGCCUUUUACGUAGAAGAAGCUCAAGCCACUUUAGCACACAUUCAAGAACUCGGUUUGAGCGAAUUGUCCGAAAGAAUUUUGUCAUUAGAACCUCAUCCGCAAAUCGUCAGGCCUCUAUCCCGUAAUAACAAACGGAAAAGCGAUUUAUUAACAUUUUCCCGGAGCAGUUUAAAUUCUGGAAAAGACUUACCUAAAAAAAAUGAAGUGACGUCAAUUUUGAAAAAACGCAGUGCCGAUACGAAUCUCGUAGGUCCUUCUAUUUCUUCCAAUUCCCUUCAAGACGAUUCCUGCGAUGGACAGUCGGAAGGAUCCGGAAGCCAAGGAGGCUACAGUGAAAUCAGCGACGAUUCUAGAAAGAAUUUCAGAAGAGAUUUAAAAUACGAUUCAAACGAUGAUGGAUCUGACACUGAUGAAUAUGGGGAGGGCAGUCAUGUGAGCAUUGCAAGUUUUGACGUUUCUGAAAUGCGACAAUAUAUAUUGUCGGAAAUAGAAGAAUUUCAACCCCCUCAACUGACAGCCGGAUCUGAAAAUGUUUUAUAUCAUUUUGUUCAACUGGAUAUCAAUCAAGGCAUAUUAUUGUGUCCACCGGAAUCUCGUCAGCAAACUACUGCUUACAACUUGAUAAUAAAUAAUUUUAGAAGAAUCUCUCUUGAGAUACAUUUCCUUUUUCAAAAUACAAUUAGAUUUAAGAAUAUGCCUCCACAAUAUAUUGCAAAAUCAGUCAUCAACAAGAGUCUGGUAGCUAUAAAAGAACAUGGAAUUUUAUUUGAAUGUCCUUUUUUGGACGACCAAGAGAAUAAAAAGUAUUGGGUUUUGGGGAGACUGUUUUAUACAUCACGACCAAAGGAGUUAUACGUCUGUUUUCAAGAUGGUAUUCCACAAAAUCUAAUAGAAAUAGCUUUUAAAAUAAAUAUGAGAAGUGUUACUUAAUUCCAAUAUUUCUAGUUAUUAAGAAUUUAUAUUUUUAUACUGUACUAUAUUUUAGAUAAUUAUAUACAAUUAGAUAUAUUUUAGGCAUUUUUAUUAAAACCACUGAGUAAUUAAGAAUAUUUAUUCUUGAAGUAUAAGCUCUUUACAAUAUGUAACACAAAAGAAGUUAAAGUAUUAACCAUCUUAAUCGUGCUUAAUUAAAAUAAAGGUUAAUAACUGCUUUUGCCUAAACUAUAAUAUUCCAAAUGCAAUGGUCAUGUGAUUUAAUGGAAAUUCAAACAAUAUACAAUUAAUUCUCAAAUGACAAUUGGUAUUAAAUUUAACAGAAAAUACAAAAAGGUAUAAUUAAUGGUUGAGAUUCCAAAAGCAUGUGAAAAUUCUAAGUAUAUGCUUAAAUUUUUAAAAUAUGAGAAAUAUUUUCUAAAGAAAAAAAAAAAUGAUAAUGUUAAGUAGUUAACUAAAAUCAACAUCUAAUUUUUGAGACAUUGGAAGUAUAUUUCCAGUGAAAAUAAAUUAACAAAAAUAAAAUGAUUUUAAAAUGUAUUUAUUGUUAAGAAACUAAAACAUUUCCUCUGGCUUCUGUUGAUGAUACAGGUUCAUCUUGCUUGGGGUUGUCCAAUCCCCUAAAUUUGAUAUUGUGUUUUUCCCUAUAAUCAUUGAUUUCCUGUCCUUUUUUGGAAAUUUGUUCAUGGAGCUUUUCGAUAAAUUCUUUUAAUUUUUCUUGAUUUGUUAUCAGUACUGGCAGAACAUCUUUAACUUUUCUUUCUGUUAAUAUACCUCCAAUUAACCGGAAACAUUUUCUAUCUUCGUUGACAUUCUUUAAAGUUUCAAUAACCAUUCUGUAA
Messenger RNA from Psylliodes chrysocephalus, 3972 nucleotides. NCBI's taxonomy places the organism in Eukaryota, Metazoa, Arthropoda, Insecta, Coleoptera, Chrysomelidae. The record is from the annotation of a GenBank genome assembly.